UGUCUGAAAUGGCUAGAUAAGGUGGUCGAGAAAGACUUCAUUCAGAAGAUAGCAUUUAAGCAAGACUCAGCAGUAAAUAUUGUGAAACCCCAGUUACAGUUCUAUUUAUUCUGUGAUGGGUAAAUAAAGUACUUUUCCCUUAAGGUGGAAACUACCAAGAAAGACUAAUUACUAGAAAUGCAAUCUGGGAGAGAGACACCUCUUUCUGCCCCAUUUAGCCCUUCCCUCCCAGGUGAUUCUUCAAAGCUCUUUACCAGUAGGGGUGGGGCUGGGGGCAGGACUUGGACAUUUGGCGACAGCGAAAUAUUAUUGACCCAUUAAGGGCAAAGCUGAAGAGAUUUGGGAAUGCCCCCAGAAAGACCCUUGAUAAAGCUUGGAAAAAAGCUGUUCUCUGAGUAUGUCUAAGUAUGUUUGUAUGAAUGUCUGGUUGCUAAAUAUGUGUAAGUAUCAGUGUCUUUAGCUAUCUUAGAGCAGGGCUUGACACUUAGUACACAAAAGUGGUAAUUUCCUCUUCUCUCCUCCCCCAUUAUAGAGGUAAAUCCAACCACAGAAAGGUGCUUCUCAAUCCAUCUAUGCCCUUCCUUAACCUUAUGGGCACCUGGACCCAUCACCAAGGUGAUGAGAGUCACAACUGGGCAUCAAUGGCAGGGGCUAGUUACUGCUCAAAAGUCAUUGAAGGGGGAUGGGGCCUCUUGCCGGGAAGAGUUAGUCUUGGACUCAGAUUUCUGUCCAGACCCUGACCUUAUUUGCGCUGAUGUAAUCAGCCAAUAUUGGCAUAGUUCUGACAGACAGGACUUGGAGUUUCAGCAGGCUCGUGGUGGGGGUGGUGCUGCUGCCAUCUCUAUAUAGGGGGCUCAUCCAGGUGCCCAGAGCUAUCCUGUGGCAUCUCAGCAUGGCUCGUGCACUGGGAGUACCAGUUGCACUGGGGUUGUUGGGCCUGUGCUGGUCUCUGACCUUUGCCCACCCUCUUCCUCCGGAUGGUACCCCUGGGAACGGAGCUGAAGGUGGGAGUGGGGCCAGAGUGAAUCCAGAUGUGACAGAACCCUGUUCGGAUGGCUGGAGCUUUGAUGCUACCACCCUGGAUGAACAUGGGGCCAUGCUCUUUUUUAAAGGGGAGUUCGUGUGGAAGAGUCACAAAUGGGUCCGGGAGUUAAUCUCAGAGAGGUGGAAGAAUUUCACCAGCCCUGUGGAUGCUGCAUUCCGCCGUGGUCACAACAGUGUCUUCCUGAUCAAGGGGGACAAAGUCUGGGUGUACCCUCCGGAGAAGAAAGAGAAAGGAUAUCCUAAGUUGCUCCAAGAAGAGUUUCCUGGAAUUCCAUCCCCAGUGGAUGCAGCUGUGGAAUGUCACCGUGGGGAAUGCCAAGAUGAGGGUGUCCUCUUCUUUCAAGGUAACCACACAUGGUUCUGGGACUUGACUACGGGAGCGACAAAGGAGCGUUCCUGGCCGGCUGUUGGGAACUGCUCCUCUGCCCUGCGAUGGCUCAGCCGCUACUACUGCUUCCGGGGUAACCAAUUCCUGCGCUUCAACCCCGUCACGGGAGAGGUGCUUCCAAAGUACCCUCUGGAUGUUCGAGACUACUUCAUACCCUGCCCUGGCAGAGGCCAUGGACACAGGAAUGGGACAGGCCAUGGGAAUGGUACCCACCCUGGCCAUAGGGAUGUGCGCUGUGGCCCAGAUCUAGUCUUAUCUGCACUGCUGACUGACAACCAUGGUGCCACGUAUGCCUUUAGUGGGUCCCACUACUGGCGUCUGGACACCAGCCGGGAUGGGUGGCACAGCUGGCCCAUUGUCCAUCAGUGGCCCCAGGGACCUUCAACAGUGGAUGCUGCCUUUUCCUGGGAUGAUAAACUUUACCUGAUCCAGGGCACUCAGAUAUACAUCUUCUUGACUAAAGGAGGCUAUACUCUAGUAGAUGGUUAUCCAAAGAGGCUGGAAAAGGAAUUUGGGAGCCCUCAUGGGAUCAACCUUGAGGCUGUAGAUGCAGCCUUUACUUGUCCUGGGUCUUCUCGGCUCCACAUUAUGGCAGGACGGAAGCUGUGGUGGCUGGACCUGGAGUUAGGAGCCCAAGCCACAUGGACGGAGCUUCCUUGGCCCCAUGAGAAGGUUGAUGGGGCCCUGUGUGUGGAAAAGUCCCUUGGCCCCAACUCAUGUUCUGCCAACGGCCCUGGCUUGUACCUCAUCCAUGGCCCCAAUUUGUACUGCUACAGUGAUGUGGAGAAACUGAACACAGCCAAGACCCUACCCCAGCCCCUGAGAGUGGACAGCCUCCUGGGCUGCAGUCAUUGAGAGGAGGGCUCUUGACAUGAGUCUGGCAUAGCCCCUUCUGCCUAUUUUCUUUACAAUAAAGCCAGAGUGCUUCUUUGCUGGACUCAAGGGGCCCUGGUUGUGGAACAAUCUCACUUCUUCC
This is a messenger RNA of Prionailurus viverrinus (fishing cat), 2408 nucleotides long. RefSeq names its product hemopexin (gene HPX). The record is from RefSeq and is a predicted model, not a curated record. Bases 893 to 2287 code for a protein of 464 amino acids. Gene Ontology annotation, biological process: intracellular iron ion homeostasis; heme transport. The transcript is spliced from 10 exons. NCBI's taxonomy places the organism in Eukaryota, Metazoa, Chordata, Mammalia, Carnivora, Felidae. Gene Ontology annotation, molecular function: heme transmembrane transporter activity.